AGUAUUGUUUGUGUUUCGAAAAUCCUAUUUGUAUUAACAAUAAUACAAAAAAAUCUUAAUGAAAUGGCUAUGAUAACAAUUGAAAAUGAUCUCAUGGAGACUAAAAAAUAGAAAGAUAUUAUAUUUCGAUAAUAAUAUUAUAAUCAUUUUAAUUUUAUUAACUUAUAGUAAAAUCUCAUGAGCCAAAUCUCGUUUUUAACAGAGCCUCCACAAUCCAUUGGACGUACGUUCUUCUCGUCGUUAUAAUAACGAAGCUAGUAAGCAAUUGCAUUGGUUUGGCCGUUGGGUUGAUUUUUAGUCUUUCGGUUGCGUUUCGAACCAGUGGCUUGGGUGGCCCGUACGUGCGGUCUUUCUAUCAUGCAUGCAACAGCUGGCUGCUCACUAUACAUUUUUGGGUUCGAAUUUAGAGCACUUCUACUAUGCUAUAUAGUAUUGGUGCUUUAAUGUACAACUUAAAGUUGUACCAUAACAUUAAAUGUAUAAGUUUAGGUUGUACCAUAAAGCAAUUUGUACAAUUAUGUUAUGAUACAACUUUACAACUUGAAGUUGUACCAUCACAUAAAAGUACAAGUUCAAGUUGUACCAUAAAAGAAUUUGUACAAACAGUAUAGGUACAAUCUAAAGUUGUACCAUAACGUAAAUGUACAAUUUUAAGUUGUACCAUAAAGGUAAAGUCCUAUAGCACCAAUACUAUAUAGCAUUGUAAAAUUCUUCUCGAAUUUAAUUGAUUCCCUAUUCCUUCUCAAAUUUCUCCUUUUUGUGAUUAAUUUUAUUACUUUCAUUUGUAGCGCACGAAAUAAUAUAACAACAAUAAUGUAAAAGAUUAUGAAGCUGAUUAUUUUCCAAUUAUAGUCUGAUAGCUGGUACAAUCUAUCUACGCCAAUUCAAUUCAUAUUUGUUUUAGCAAAAUAUGUAUGGAAAUGGAAAAUCAUUAACACUUAAUUAAUUUAGGCAUGCAUAUAACAUAUUUGAAGACAAUAUCUCUAAAAUUUACAUUCAUAUUUAAAUAAAAUAUAACAUUUCAAAUAAAAUUAAAAAUCCUUCAUAUUUAAAUAUAAUAUUUAACGACACCAUCCAAAAGUUUAUAAUCUAAACAUUCAUAGUUUAAUCCAACAAAUAAUAUCAAGAUUUAACUUUCAAUCUCAAGAAACGGUGAAAAUGUAUUAUUAUUUAAUUUUAACGGGUAUUAAUAGAACUCGAUCAAUCACCAUAACCCAAUUUUAUAACGGGUAUUAAUAGAACUCAGUUCUACCGGCUGACAUGCCAACGAGAUGACAACCAUGUUAUUUUCUUGCACAAGUAAUUGAUAAGAAUCCCAAGUCCCCACUCAAGAACUAAUUAACGAAUUAAUUUUGUUAAUUCACGAGGAGAAAACUCAGCUCUCGUUUAAGUCUUCAAACCAAACUACUAAACUAACACCAAUCACACUAAACUAACCCUAAUUAUAUAUCAAUCCAACGGCGGUGAUACAAUAGCGCAUGCCAUCCACGGCCCUGUUAGCUAGCCUCGAUCCAGCUGUAAUUGUAACAAGUAACAACACCAGUAGAUCUCUAAAACCUCUACGAGAGAAAAGCAGUAAUCACAAUCCCAUUGAAAAUCAAAUCACUCUCGAAUCAAACGCCGAAAUUCUUUCCCAAUCUCUCCCUAUAUAAAUAACCCAACAACAUUCAGUCUCAUUCAUUCCCUCUGUUCCAAUCUCCAACCAGCCCUUCUCUCCCCUAAAAACCACACUAACUCCAAUCGAGUCCAACGACAAUGACCGGCGGUGAUAGCGCCACGGGCGUCCAGCGGCGGCACCCGCCGCGCUACGCGGACGAGUCCGGCCGCGAUUCCGACGAGAUCGUCGCCGAGGACGCGGCGGCGGAGGGGAAGAUCUCGGUGGAGGACGCGUUCAGGGACGCGGAGGUGCCGUCGCUGUGGCAGCAGCUGACGUUCCGCGCGAUCUUCGCGAGCGCGCUGCUCAGCCUGGUUUUCAAUUUCAUCGUCUGCAAGCUGAAUCUGACCACCGGAGUGAUCCCGUCGCUCAACGUCGCCGCCGGCUUGCUCGGAUUCGCGAUGCUGAAGGGAUACACGGAGCUGCUCAACAGAUUCGGCCUCUUGAAGCAGCCAUUCACCCGCCAGGAGAACACCGUCAUCCAGACCUGCAUCGUCGCUUCCUCCGGAAUCGCCUUCAGCAGUGGGACGGCGAGUUACUUGCUGGGAAUGAGCCCAGUGGUAGCGAAGCAGGGGGAGACGGGGAACACGCCAUUGAACGUGAAGGAGCUCUCCGUUGGCUGGAUAAUGGGGUUUCUCCUGCUGGUGAGCUUCGUUGGACUGUUCUCCAUCGUGCUGCUGAGGAAAGUGAUGAUCCUGAAGUACAAGUUGACUUACCCUAGUGGUACCGCAACUGCUCAUCUAAUCAACAGCUUCCACACACCCAAAGGGGCAGCUCUCGCCAAGAAGCAAGUGGGAGUGCUGUUCAAAUCGUUCGGCGGCAGCUUCAUUUGGGCCUUCUUCCAGUGGUUCUUCGCCGCUGGGGAUGCGUGUGGCUUCGCCAACUUCCCCACUUUAGGCAUUCAAGCGUUUAACCAGAAAUUCUUCUUCGAUUUCUCGGCAACGUAUGUUGGAGUUGGUAUGAUCUGCCCGUACAUGGUUAACAUUUCGCUGCUUUUUGGCGCCGUGAUUUCCUGGGGAUUGAUGUGGCCUUUGAUCGAUGCCAAGAAAGGUGACUGGUUCAGCGCCGAUCUUAGCCCUAGCAGCCUCCACGGUCUCCAAGGUUAUAAGAUAUUCAUCGCCAUCGCGACAAUGUUAGGCGACGGGCUAUUCCAGGUGAUCUACCUGCUGGUCAAGUCCACAACAUCCCUCAUCACCUCCUACACAUCCAAGCCCAACACAACCACCGACUCCUCCGCCCUCGUCGACGACGCCACCGCCGCCGUAAGCUACGACGACAAGCGCCGAAAGGACUACUUCCUCCGUGACCCGAUCCCAACAAAGUACGCUAUCAUCGGCUACCUCGCCACGGCCGCAAUCUCCACCGGCUGCGUCCCCUUAAUCUUCCCUCAGCUCCGCUGGUACCACCUCGUCGUCGUCUACCUCAUCGCCCCGGUCCUCGCCUUCUGCAACGCCUACGGCUGCGGGCUCACGGACUGGUCCCUGGCGUCCAACUACGGCAAGCUGGCAAUAGUCAUCUUCAGCGCCUGGGUGGGCCUGGGCCGCGGAGGUAUCAUCGCGGGCCUGGCCUCGUGCGGCGUCAUGAUGUCCAUCGUGUCCACGGCCUCGGAUCUAAUCCAAGACUUCAAAACCGGGUACCUCACGCUCUCUUCCCCACGCGCCAUGUUCUUUUCGCAAAUCAUCGGCACAUUCAUGGGUUGCGUCAUGUCACCCUUGGUGUUCCUUCUCUUCCUGAAAUCGUACCCGCUCGGCGACCCCAGCGGGCCCUACCCAGCCCCCUACGCGUUGAUCUACCGUGGGAUCGCGCUGUUGGGUGUCGACGGGGUGUCCACCCUGCCGCGAAACUGCCUCGCGCUGUCGAUUGGCUUCUUCUUCUUGGCCAUGGCGGUCAACCUCGCGAAGGAGCUGCUGCAGAAGUACGAGACCAAGUAUAGGAUCUACAGGUUCGUGCCGAGCCCCAUGUGUAUGGCGAUACCGUUCUACUUGGGGGCUUACUUCGCGAUCGACAUGUGCGUGGGGAGCUUGAUUCUCUUCUUGUGGACGUGGAGGAAUAGGAGGCAGGCGGAGGACUAUGCGGCGGCGGUGGCUUCCGGGAUGAUAUGUGGGGAGUCGUUGUGGGGGAUUCCGGCGGCGAUUCUGUCGCUGGCUGGGGUUGGUGCGCCGAUCUGCAUGAGGUUCUUCUCGGCCGGGGAUAAUAAGAAGGUCGAGGCCUUCUUGGCUACGUUGUAGUCAGCUAUUACAGUGCACGAACUUGUUAUUUUCUUUCUUCUUCUUUCUUAACGUUGCGGUAGUUUGUGUUUAUGUAGUGAUCCUGUUGGUUUUAUUGUUUUGGAUUUUGAUUAAGGUUGUAAAUGUAUUACAAUUCGGUAUUAAUUAUAUUUGUGACGAUUUGUUUACUCUUUCAUAAUUCCUUUCUACUUGUAAAUAGAUGUUGAAUGUAUGCUAGCAUGAUUAGCUUUUUUUAUAUAAAAAAUAAUCAUAUAUAUUGAUUGUAAAAAUAGAUCAUUACAUCCUGCAACGAAUUCAGGCCACAAAAUUAAACGAGCGACACCUAGUCAGCUACAAAGAAAGGACCUUGUGAGCCAUCAAAUGGGCUACCUACACCGACCUACGAAUCGCACUCUAAACCCUAUAUGCUCAGCCAGAUAGUUCAAUACUUCACGAAAAAUGGCCCCAAUGCGACUAUCACUAUUCUGAGCUUGGUUGAGUCUAUCAAUAAUGACCUUACACUACAAAAAAACUUGGCUAUAGAGGGAGAGAUUAUUUGCUUCUAAAUGACAUUUAUUUGCUUCUAUAUAUCUAUGGAGGCAGAUACGUUAUUUGCAUCAGACGCCUCUGUCUCUAAUUCAUUUUAGAGUCAAAUAUAGAUGCAAAUAACAU
Messenger RNA from Linum trigynum, 4533 nucleotides. The record is from the annotation of a GenBank genome assembly. NCBI's taxonomy places the organism in Eukaryota, Viridiplantae, Streptophyta, Magnoliopsida, Malpighiales, Linaceae.